Molecule: messenger RNA, 1198 nt
Organism: Lipotes vexillifer (Yangtze River dolphin)
Lineage: Eukaryota; Metazoa; Chordata; Mammalia; Artiodactyla; Lipotidae
Gene: FGF1
Product: fibroblast growth factor 1
Exons: 4
Coding region: 355-822 (155 amino acids)
Molecular function (GO): growth factor activity
Source: RefSeq, a predicted model, not a curated record
CGAGGCCAGAGAGAGACCUAGAGGCUGCAUUAUUAGUCCCCCGCCUGCCUCCCUGCUUCCCGCACAGCCCUGUGGGACUGGGAGCCAGCUCUGUGGCACGGUGUCUGCAGGCGGACCAGCAACUUGAUGUACAUGCCACGGCCCGUCCCCUCUCCCCAUACAGAGCCGCAGCCACCGGGAGGUUCAGAGAGUCGGCUUGGGGCUGCUGGAGAAGCAGCUGCAGCGCGGUGACAGUGACACCACAGAGCGGACGAGACCAAGUGGAUCCCCUUUCCCUUCGACCGGAGAGAGGAGCAGCCCUCAGCCUGCAAGCUGUUCAGCCUUGAAAGCGCCAUAACCAGGAGCUGCUCAGCCAUGGCUGAAGGGGAAAUCACAACCUUCACAGCCCUGACCGAGAAGUUUAAACUGCCUCCAGGGAAUUACAAGAAGCCCAAACUCCUCUACUGUAGCAACGGGGGCCAUUUCCUGAGGAUCCUUCCAGAUGGCACAGUGGAUGGGACAAGGGACAGGAGUGACCAGCACAUUCAGCUGCAGCUCAGUGCGGAAAGCGUGGGGGAGGUGUAUAUAAAGAGUACGGAGACUGGCCAGUACUUGGCCAUGGACACCGACGGGCUUUUGUAUGGCUCACAGACACCCAAUGAGGAAUGUUUGUUCCUGGAAAGGUUGGAGGAAAACCAUUACAACACCUACACAUCCAAGAAGCAUGCAGAAAAGAAUUGGUUCGUUGGUCUCAAGAAGAACGGAAGCUGCAAACGCGGUCCUCGGACUCACUACGGCCAGAAAGCAAUCUUGUUUCUCCCCCUGCCAGUCUCCUCUGAUUAAAGAAAUCUGUUCUGGGUGCUGACCACUCCAGAGGAGCCCGAAGGGGUCCUCACCCGGUUGACCCCAAAUUGUACCCCUGACCAUUGGCCGCGCUAACCCCUGGCCCACAGAGCCUAAACUUGUAACGUGCUUCUAAACGCCCAGUUCACUUUUUUUGUAAAGCCCUUCACCCUGGCACAGUUUGGAACGGAGGGACCAAAUGGCUUUUAGGGGCCAACUGGCUGGCCAGUCUGGGUCUGGUUUGGAGGUCCAGUUGCCUCUGGGCAUCUGCUGCAGGCUGAGCCUCCUAAUGCACGGGUGGAACCAAAUGAAGUGUGAGCAGAGGGCUGCCAAGUGGGUUGUAACUGCAUGCAAUUCCCUCUACAGAGUAAACCCU